Molecule: messenger RNA, 5348 nt
Organism: Pelodiscus sinensis (Chinese soft-shelled turtle)
Lineage: Eukaryota; Metazoa; Chordata; Testudines; Trionychidae
Source: RefSeq, a predicted model, not a curated record
AGAGUGUGAGUAAGAGAACCAAGGGCAGCACUGCUAAGCAACCUCCAGUAGAGAGAGAGAAGGAUAACUGUGCUCAGAUAUCUAAAGGAGCUUCUGUAAGAGACAAAAACACCAGCUUGACUCACCUCAGCUUUAUGCCUACUUCCAGAUCCCCAGCAGAAACAAGCUGCUGGAUGUAGAAGGAAAAUAGGUCGUGCUCACAGAAAAUGCCUCUAAGGGAUAAGUGUUGUCAGACUGACCAUCAUCACCAUGGAUGCUGUGAACCAGUGUAUUUGUUGGAACCUGGUGAUCCUCCUUUGUUACAGCAACCUCUGCAGAUGUCAAAAUCUGGUAUUCAACAAAUUAUUGAGUGUUUUCGAUCAGGAACUAAACAACUUAAACAUAUCUUGUUAAAAGACGUGGACACCAUUUUUGAAUGUAAAAUAUGCCGCAGUCUCUUCAGAGGAUUACCAAAUUUAAUUACUCAUAAAAAGUUCUAUUGUCCUCCAAGUCUCCAGAUGGAUGACAACCUCCCAGAUGUAAAUGAUAAACAAAGCCAAGCUGUAAAUAAUCUCCUGGAAGCGAUUUAUCCAAGAAUGGACAAACAAGAAUAUGUAAUUAAGCUAGAACCUAUAGAAACAAAUCAGAAUGCUGUGUUUCAAUAUGUUUCAAGAACUGACAACCCAGAAGAGAACAUUGAGAUCAGCAGUACUCCUGAUGAAGCUCCAUCACAAAUAGAAGAACCUACUACUGAGCAGCCCAAAACUGUUCCAACUCCAGAUACAGAAACUUUAGAGUCACCACCUGCUAAUGCUGUAAUAAAUGUAAUGCCUACUCCUGAUGAACAACCUCCAGCAUUAAAUCCUGAACUGGACUCUUCUGAUAAUUCUGAUUUUGGCCACCAGUUGAUUUGUUGUCUGUGUAGAAAAGAAUUUCAUUCCAGACGUAGUGUACGUCGGCACAUUAGAAAAGUACACAAAAAAAAGAUGGAAGAGCUAAAGAAGUACAUAGAAACAAAGAAGAAACCAAAUCAGCGCUCCACAAAAGGACGAAAUAAGAAUGUGCUUAUAACAUUAGGUAGAAGUUGUCCUGUAUGUUAUAAAUCAUUUGCUACAAAAGCCAAUGUGAGGAGGCAUUUUGAUGAAGUUCAUAGGGGGUUAAGGAGGGAUUCCAUUACUCCUGAUAUAGCUACAAAGCCUGGGCAGCCUUUGUUCUUGGAUACAGUUUCUGCUAAAAAAUCUUUUAAGACUCGAAAACAAAAGUCUUCUUCAAAGGCUGAAUACAAUUUAACUGCAUGCAAAUGCCUUCUUUGCAAGAGAAAAUAUAGUUCCCAAAUAAUGCUUAAACGACACAUGCAAAUUGUUCACAAGAUAACACUUUCUGGAAAGAACUCUAAAAGAGAGAAAGGACCCAAUAAUACUGCCAAUGGCACAGAAAUAAAAGUAAAAGUUGAACCAGCAGAUUCUGUAGACUCUUCAACCCCUUCCAUCACACUUUCUCCACAGAAUGAAUUAAAGGGAACAAGUCAUUCAAAUGAGAAAAAGAAUACACCAGCAGCACAGAAAAAUAAAGUUAAACGAGACCUUGAAACCCCUAAAUCAACCAAUCCACCUGCAGGUGGUCAACAAAAAACAAGAAAGCCAAAACUUUCAGCUGGCUUUGACUUCAAGCAGCUUUACUGUAAACUGUGUAAACGCCAAUUUACUUCUAAACAGAACUUGACAAAACACAUAGAGUUGCACACAGAUGGAAAUAACAUUUAUGUUAAAUUCUACAGGUGCCCUCUCUGCGCUUAUGAAACACGUCGCAAACGUGAUGUAAUAAGGCAUAUAACUGUAGUUCAUAAAAAGUCAUCACGUUACCUUGGUAAAAUAACUGCAAGUUUAGAAAUCAGAGCAAUAAAAAAGCCUAUUGAUUUUGUUCUAAAUAAGGUGGCAAAAAGAGGCCCUCAGAGGGAUGAAGCAAGACAGAUUGGUUCAAAACAGGAUGUUGCCUCUAACUCACCCAGUAAAAAGUUUGAAGGAGCUGAUGUUGGCAUAGAAGUAAAAGUCACAAAAAACUUUUCUCUUCACAGAUGCAAUAAAUGUGGAAAGGCAUUUGCAAAAAAGACUUUUUUAGAACACCAUAAGAAAACUCACAAGGCAAAUGCGUCUCAUUCACCAGAAGAAACCAAAACCAAAGGCAGAAGUACAAGAUCAAAAGCUCUUGUCUGGUGAGAAACUAGUUUCGCCUCUAUUUAAAAACAAACAAACCACGCCUCCUCUAAAUCUAUUUUGUUGCUGAACAAAUGCUUUCCAAUAGACUUGAUGGUGUAGGAAAUGCAAAAGUAAUGUAGAUAUUACAUUUGCUUCUUCAGUAAAAUAUGUUUUCAAUGGCUUGGAAGUCAAUUUCUAAUCUUUUUUCCUUCUGCAGGAAGUUGCAACCUAAUAUAUUUCGGCUGUACAGGUCUUCUAAACAAUUUACAUUGGCUUAUGUUUACAGUAGAUGUUUUAAAUUUAGUUUUGCACUUAUUUGGUACUUGUUCACAUGGUUUAUCCUGCCAAUGCACACACUUGUAGGAUAGUUACAAAAAUAUAUUAUGACCAUAUGUCUAUAGUUGAUGUAAAAAUGAAUUACAGCAGAGUAAAUAAAUCUCUACAUCUAACUUGGAAUAACCAGACAGCUUUAAACUUUUUUUUUUUUCUUUUAACUUAUUUCAUUGUUUCCCUCACUGUGUCAACAUAAUAGUAUAAUCCUAAAAAAAAUCUCUUUUCAUGAGUAAGAGUUUCUAGGAUAGGGCCUUAAAUUUGGUGUUUUUUCUUUAUCAUGAUGAUUCAUUGUUUUUAUUGUUUCAUACAAAAUAUGGCACAGGUAGUCUUCUAAUUAUGAAAUAUUAUUUCUUGGUUAAAUAAAAAUAACCUAUAAAUGGCCAUCCUAAGUUGCAGAAUCAUUACAGUUUUUACCUGACUGAUUUCUGGAUAUUGCAGAGAUUUGUAAUAAAAAAAAGGGGGGGGGGCUGUAUGUGUGGAGGGGAGUAUUUAAAUUAUUACUUCAGAACUCUCUCCUGAUAAUAAAUAUAUUUUAAGUGAAAAUAAGGCUAAAUACAUAUGCCUUGUCCUGCACCUGCUAUUGACUUCAACUCAGAAAUGCUCUCUUCCUGAAGGCAACUAGGUCUUGGUUCACCUUCACCAGCUGAUUACCACUCAUGUAUAGAGGGGUGGAUUUGUAGUGAUCUGAUAACCACUCUCUGCUAAAGAAAACAAUUUAAAAAUGUGUGGGGUUAGCUCUUAAAAUUACAGUAAUCUUGCCUGAGAGGAAAAGAGGAGUUAAAAUUUUUUUUGGUAACUGUUAAGUACUACCUUGCAUUUAAAAGUGAUUUCACUGUUGCAAUACUAGUAAGAGAAGUUGUACUGGUAAACUAAAAAUAUUAAUUUAUUCCCAUUUCUCCUCAGAUAACAUCAAGUGAUGUACGGACAGUUUGGAGUUCAUUUGAGUGAAAAGACUUUAACUUGGUGUUAGAACCACUAAUAUCUUGAAAAUGGUACCAUAAGAAAAAUGAGGAAAUACUUUUACAAACUCUUGUUUUCUUGCUAAAUUAAUAACAAUUCUGAUUGCUUGUUAUAUGAUAAUGUCUCAUCCCAACACUGUCAAGUAACUGUUGACUUGCAAUGCACAACAUGCAUCUGUAGUGGUUAACUACUCUUGUCUCUAUGCAGUUCAGCAAAGUUAUAAUAGAAAAUGAACUUUCUGUGAUUUUAAAAACAAAACCCUUUACAAUAAAUUUUCUUAAUAAAAACGCUUUUUUUUCAUUUAGGAAAUCAGCUUGAGAGGUCACCAUAGAUACUGGCCUUAGUACUGCUAAUGCUGGUGAACCAAUUCUGUGACUCUUUGGCCUGGUCUACACUAGACCAGGCAGGUCAGCUUAAGGUAUGACAUCCAGCUAUGCAAAAUGCAUAGCUGGAUUCAGCUGAUAUUAAACUGAGGCAGCGUCUACACUGCGGGAGGCAGACGGGAGCACACACUCCCAUCAGCUUCCCUUACUCCUUGCAGAAUGAGGAGUACAGGAUGCCUGCAGAAGCUUCCCUCAGUGUUCCAUUUGGGGGGUCUACACUAGACCUGCUACAUUGAAUGCUAGAAGAUCGACCUCCGGAGGGUCAAUCUUCUCCAUAGACAUACCCUUUGUGGUAUUCUGCUUGGCUUGCAAACUUUUGCUUUAUGAACCGUUUUAAAUUUAUUACAAAUGAAUGUAUAAGAGCAAACAGCAUAUUAGUGUAUAUUAGCUGAAAUAUUCUAUUUUUUUAGUAUUUGCCAUAACUUCAUUCAGUUGGAUUAAUUUUCCAACUUUUGGAUGUAGUGAAUUUCACUGUUCUGAAAUUGCUGCAGUGAUAUUGCCAAUACUUUUUUUUCAAGCAUGGUUCAUAGGACAACCUUUCAUUUGUAAACAUCUAGGAAGUUUACAAAACCACACAUUCCCUUAUUCCUUAAUUUUGUGUUUAAAUAUUAUACACAAGCACUUUAAUAAUAGUUGCAGUUAAUUUUUCAGUUACCGUUUUAAAAGAACAACACACUAAUGUUAAUAUGAAGGUAGUGAAUAUUUUCUGAUGUUUUAUAGACAGACAAUCCAUGCACAACCACUUCUUAAAAUGCUAGUUUUAUUUCUUUUAAUGUCAUUUAAAGGGAGGAUAGUGUGAAAGAAACUCAAUAUUUUUUCUCACAAGAUUUUAAAUGACCACUUUAGGUAGCACUUGCCGUUAUUGUAGGAUUUGCAAAAUGCUUACUGAUCCUUUUGUCUAUUUUAUAAUCAAGAUUUUAGCAAAACAGUAGCACACCUACCAUUAUGGAAAUCUUGGCAGGCUUCUGUGCAUCAAUGUGUGUCUUUUUUUAUUUUUACUUUUUAGAAAAUAUUUGUUGAGUGAUUUGUGUCAAAUUGCCACAAUUUGAAAGGUACUGUACAUCAGAAGAAAUACCAUGUUUUUAUACAGGUUCACUCUCUUAUUUAGGGAGGUGCCUUGUGUCAUAUAUACAUUUUGUAUAAAAAAAAAUCUAAAAAUGUUGAUCACAAGGUCAUGAGUUUAAAAAAUAUGCUUUUAUGAAUAGAAAAAUGUUUGGCCUUUUUAGUGCUUUGCACUAAAAAUAAAAUACACUGUGAAUGGGAACUGGACUGUAACUGUUGCUAAAAAUGUUCUGUAUUGAAUGUACAUGCUCUUGUUUGGAUUAAUGUACUGUAUUUGAUGGAAAUAAAUCAGACUGGAAGUUACUAUAACAAGUGUGCUUAGACAAAAAAGUGAAUUGUAGUAAAACUAGAAUGCCUUUCCUCAGUCAUAAACCAGCUCAGUUACUAUCAGCAGCUAUACUUUAAUAUUUACAUUUCUAUAAACUUUAUUUCUCUA